This is a messenger RNA of Daldinia loculata, 1107 nucleotides long. RefSeq names its product Di-copper centre-containing protein. Gene Ontology annotation, molecular function: oxidoreductase activity. Lineage: Eukaryota; Fungi; Ascomycota; Sordariomycetes; Xylariales; Hypoxylaceae. The transcript has 8 exons. The record is from RefSeq and is a predicted model, not a curated record. Bases 1 to 1107 code for a protein of 368 amino acids.
AUGGGGUUCCUCAAGAAGCUACUGCCGUUCGCUCUCGCGGGCGCGUCCCUUCAGGGGCUCGCUGUCGGCGCCGACUUUCCUCAGGAGGAUAUCAAUUCGGGCAAAGCUUUGCAGCAGAUAGGCCAGACAGCCCUAGAUAAUGCUCUAGCUCGGCUCGAAGGCGGUUCGUCAACAUGUACGAAGGAGAAUGUUAGGAGGCGCAAGGAGUGGAGAAACAUCCCCGGAGAAGAACGAAAGGCAUAUGUCGAGGCGGUCGAGUGCCUGAUGGAACUGCCAAAUGUGUACGAGAACGUGACUGGUCCGAAGUCCAUGUUUGACAGCUUCGGCGUACUUCACUACAAGAUGACACCGUAUGUCCACAACUCGUGUGCGCAGGCAUACUUCCUCCUGUUCCACAGACUUUACGUCUGGACUUUCGAGGAGAAACUAAGGACUAUGUGCGGCUACACCGGCGCAUUCCCGUACUGGGAGUGGGGCCUCGACGCCGGCAGCGUUGAAAACUCGCCCCUCUUCGACGGCUCCGAGACGUCUUUGGGAUCGAACGGAGCCAAGGUCAACACGACCAACCCGGGUUUCUUCCCGGGCGGCUCGGGCGGCGGCUGCGUGACCCAAGGGCCGUUUGUCAACUUACGCGCGUAUAACCCGCGGUGUCUGAAGCGAGAUUUGAACACCCAGAUCUGUGCCCAGUGGGCUUCGCUCCAAAACACCACUGAGACGAUCCUCGAGAGCCCCGACAUCGCCCUGUUCCAGGCCAACCUGCAAGGUGAUUUCCGCUGGCCCGAGGCCCGCAAGUGGGGAUUCGCCGUUCACGGUGGUGGUCACUUCGCUAUCGCUGGUGACCCAGGCGGGGACUUCUACUUCUCGCCGCUAGAGCCUGGCUUCUAUCAGCACCACGGACAGAUCGACCGCAUGUACUUCAUCUGGCAGAACCUUGACUGGGAAAACCGACAGACCAUGGCUGGAACCAUCACUAUGAUGAACAGGCCGGAAAGUCGCAACGGAACGCUGGACGACGUGCUUGACAUUAGCCCGGUUGGCGGAUCUUUCAAGUACCACGAAUUACUCGACACCGUAGGGGCUUCGCCUUUCUGCUUCGUAUAUGAGUGA